Zonotrichia albicollis (white-throated sparrow) is the source of this 582-nucleotide messenger RNA. RefSeq names its product interleukin 22 (gene IL22). The record is from RefSeq and is a predicted model, not a curated record. Gene Ontology annotation, cellular component: extracellular region. NCBI's taxonomy places the organism in Eukaryota, Metazoa, Chordata, Aves, Passeriformes, Passerellidae.
AUGGCCUCCCUGCACACCUCGGCCAGCAGCUUCCCAGGAUGGCUUCUCUUCUGCUGCUGUUGCUGCCUCCCUCUUCUCACCAGCUCUCUGCCUCUGAAAGGAGCUCCCGGUGCCCAUCAUGCCUGCAGGCUCAGGAAGGUCCACUUCCAGCAGCCCUACAUCAGGAAUCGCACCUACACCUUGGCCAAAACGGCCAGCGCCUCAGACAAGGACACGGACAACAGAUUGAUUGGACAGCAGCUCUUUGCUAACAUCAGGGAAAACAACCGCUGCUACAUGAUGAAGAGCGUUGUGGAGCUCGUAGUAAAAGAUGUUCUCCUCACUGAAGUCAAGAGCCAGUACGCUAAUGUUGAGGAGGUGGCACAGUUCUUGGCAUCCCUGACCUCAGAGCUCAGCAGCUGUCAAUUCUCAGGAAAGGGGGACCACAUUGAAAAGAACCUGGAACAAAUGAAGAACAAAAUGGAACAGUUGGGAGAAAAUGGAAAGACUAAAGCCAUUGGAGAGCUGGAUUUACUGUUUGACUACAUGGAAAAUGCCUGUACUGAUGCCCCAAAGAAGGGAGGGAACAAGAAGAAAAAUUGA